Ruditapes philippinarum (Manila clam) is the source of this 1938-nucleotide messenger RNA. RefSeq names its product lachesin-like. Gene Ontology annotation, cellular component: neuron projection. The coding region runs from base 142 to 1299 and encodes 385 amino acids. NCBI's taxonomy places the organism in Eukaryota, Metazoa, Mollusca, Bivalvia, Venerida, Veneridae. The transcript is spliced from 7 exons. The record is from RefSeq and is a predicted model, not a curated record.
GAAGGCACGUGAUACAGGUGACACAAACAAGUUGAAUAUUCCGGAAGUGAAUUUCAACAAUAAAUAGUUUAAUAUUUCGAUACUUUUAAAGAAUUUGUUUUAAGUUACAACGUAAUCAACCGCUGCUGAUCAACCAAGAACAUGUUUAAAAGUUGCUGGAUCAUUGCUGCUGUUGUCGCAGUUCACCUGAUCGGCACAGUAAAAUGUCAGCUGGACCCAGAGAUUGUAGAUGAGAUUAUACCAGAAGUUACAUCACAGGGCGGACAGGCAAAACUUAACUGUACUGUGGUAAAUAAGCAGGAUGCUCAUACUGUAAUUUGGGCAUUUUUAGAUUCCAAGUCCGGUGGUGAAAUUAUUACCACUGAUGAAAACAUAUUUGUUGAAAACAAAGUUUGUAAAGAGGGCUCAAAGAAGUACGGUAUAGUAAAGCGUGAAUUCAAGAAGCGUAUAACGUACAUGUUGGUGAUUAACUGUUUAGAAGUCGUGGAUUAUGGUUACUAUAAAUGUUAUAUUCAAAUCAGAGGCUCGGCAUCAUGGCCUUCAAAAAUAGGGCAUCUUAUUGUCCAAGUUCCGCCAACUAUUACCAGCAAGAACGUGGCAGUGUUACAGCUGGACGUGGGUCACUCUCACAACCUUGAAUGUUCUGCGACAGGCGUACCCGCUCCAAAUAUAACGUGGAUCCGGUCAGACGGAGGACUUCUUCCUGGAUUAGAUGCCGCUCAACUAAGGAACACCACAUUACCUUUAAAGAAUGUAACAAAGGAAGACCGAGGGCUGUAUAAAUGUAUUGCAGAUAACCAGGUCAGGCCGCCAGAUGUAUAUCUUGUCUCACUAAGCGUCUUCUUCAAACCUGAGACACUUGCUGUGCAAGAUACUGUCGGGCAAGCUCAAAAUAGACAGUUUGAUGCUAAGCUAGAGUGUCGAGUAUCAGGUUAUCCUGAGCCGGAAGUGGUGUGGUACAAAGAGCCGACCAGAAGUGAAGGAAACACGCAAUUAAUACAGCUAAAUGACAAUGAGAAAUAUGAAAUAACAAAACUCAUUGCCACAACGACAUUACGUUUCCAAGAAGCCUGGUAUGUGCUCCGAAUUAAAAACGUGGAAGCAAACGAUUACACCAAAUAUUACUGUGUGGCAAGAAACAGAAUUGGAGAAAACAGACACACAAUUAUUGAGCUUUUUGAAACAAUGGAGUGUCAAGGGGCCAAUUGUCCAUCUUUCGAAGCCCAAGGUGCCUCAGCAAUCUCUGUAUCAUUGUUGGCAACAGUUGCUAUGGUUACACUCGCAAAACUUAUGUUGUAGCUGUGAUCUGAUUGGCUCUUAAUUACAUAUUUUUGUUAGUAACACAUGAUUUGAAAAUGUAUUUAGAAAAUAUUAACUAAAUGUGAAAACUUAUAAAAAAUGGAUCAUCUAUCAAUAUUAAGAAUUAAAAAUGCUUUUAUCCAGUAAUAAAGAUAAUGAAUGGUUGAGGAAAGGAAUGAAAUUUUAGUGAAAAGAAGCUUAUAACAUAAUUUUUUUUUGUAUUUAUGCAUCAUGUAAGACGUAUAAUCAAUAUAAGAUUAUAUUUUGUUUGCAAUAUUUGAAAUGUAAGCAGCAAAAUAUGUUUGACAUGUUAGAAUCUGUUUCAUGGAAUUAAGUAAUGAAUUAUACGUUCGACUCAAAAAUUUAUUUCUUUUAAAUGUUAUAGAUAGAUCAUGGUACUCGUACAUUUUUGUUAAUUUUAUAGCAUUUUUAGUUUGCAAUCAAUAGCUAUUUCUGCAGAAAAUACAUGAUAUAGUGAUAAUAUCCAAAUAGAAAGAAAUGAACAUUUCUGAUGUAUCAAAAUAGAAAGAUUGAAGAAAAAAAUUCCUGAUUUUUUAAAAUUCUUUAGUGAUAUCCAUUUUUGUACAUAUGUGUAUAUUAUUAAUUGUAGAAACAUGUAUACAAAGUUACAUAUCAUAU